CCCAGUCUAUAGUCCCGGAAGAAUGAAGAUUUAAAUACAAGGCCAUGGCUAAACAUCUGAAGUUCAUUGCCAGGACUGUGAUGGUUCAGGAGGGGAACGUGGAAGGUGCCUGCAGGACCCUAAACAGAAUCCUUACCACGGAUGGGCUUACGGAAGUCAUAAAGCGACGACGCUACUAUGAGAAGCCUUGCUGCCACCAGUGGGAGAGCUAUGAAACAUGCUGGAGGAUCUACAACAUGGAAAUGACUCGAAAGAUUAACUUCUUGAUGCGAAAGAACCGUGCAGACCCAUGGCUGGGCUGCUGAGGCUUGGGGCUAAGCAC
Messenger RNA from Mus musculus (house mouse), 322 nucleotides. RefSeq names its product predicted pseudogene 6686. Bases 45 to 305 code for a protein of 86 amino acids. Lineage: Eukaryota; Metazoa; Chordata; Mammalia; Rodentia; Muridae. The record is from RefSeq and is a predicted model, not a curated record. The transcript has a single exon.